AUGCGAGAAUUACGAGCUCAUGAGGAGCUCAAGACCGCCGGGGACUUGACUGAGUACCAGGAGUACCUGGGAAGAGCUAUGUUCGUGUCGCACCAGUGGCUCUCGCAUGAUCAUCCGGACCCUCAUGGAGAGCAGUUCCGGGUGCUGCAAGAUGCGCUGAGAAACCUCCGGUCGGGAAAAAGCCAGGUGCAAGUUCCAGUUCCUACAGAGGUUCAAUAUGGACGACGGAAAACUCCGACCUCCUAUGACUUCACUGAAAGACCUUUCUUCAUUUGGUACGAUUACUUCUCUUGCCCACAAGGGAGCGAUAGCACGUCGGUGCACUCCCGGCAAUGUGCCAUAGACACCAUUGUUGCCUACGUUUCAAGAUGCGAGUACUUUGUGAUACUCUGCCCGGCCGUGACCCACAGAGACCAGCAGCGAGUUCUGGGUGAGGAUGCCUGGGCAGAAAGAACCUGGUGCAGGUUGGAGCGCUUGGCAAGAGAGCUUGCAGCACGAGCUGAUGGGUUUGUCAUCGUGGUGCACAGUGCCACGCACCAAAAUUUGAUCUUCAGCACAAGCAGGCAUUUGGAUGCUCCUGGUGCAGGGCAACUCACUUUUGAGAGAGACCGGCAGCGUAUUGCAGGGGUGAUUGUUCAGAUGGUGUGGCAGAAGCUUCACUACUUCUUGGAGCAGGGCGAUCUGCAUAACUAUCGGUUCCUGCUGAACACCCAGGUGAAGUGUUGCCUGCGGAACCUAGGUGUGGGUCCUAUCGAAGGUCUUGUCCCAGGCUUUGUGCCGAGAAAUGAUCCCUUUGACGAUCCACAGGCUUUCAUAGUGGAAUGGUUUCUGCAUGAGAACGGAUUCCGCACGGUUUCCGAUCGUGACACUGCGGGGUGGACGCCCAUUUGCUACGCUGCCAUGAAUGGGCAAGCCAUGCCCAAACACAGUUUGCAUUAUGCUUUGAUUGCUGAUGGUGGUUCAGAGGCCUCAGUUUCAACUUUGAUCCAGGCAAAGGCGGAGGUAAACGAGCGGCUUCAGUUUACAAGGCCUAUGAUGCGGAUCAUGUUUACAGCUCUAAGCAUCCGACACCGCGUCAGCCCGUCUGCACUGACAGUUGUUGCUUGA
Molecule: messenger RNA, 1107 nt
Organism: Symbiodinium pilosum
Lineage: Eukaryota; Dinophyceae; Suessiales; Symbiodiniaceae
Source: the annotation of a GenBank genome assembly